Messenger RNA from Corylus avellana, 2235 nucleotides. The record is from RefSeq and is a predicted model, not a curated record. NCBI's taxonomy places the organism in Eukaryota, Viridiplantae, Streptophyta, Magnoliopsida, Fagales, Betulaceae.
AUGAGAGAUUUGGUGGCUCAUCAUCUCCUCUUCACCUUGUUUCUCUUCGGCAUUUUGGCUGCAAAUCAUGCAUGCGACCAAAACGACCAGGUCUCUCUCUUGUCCUUUCCCUUCAAUACAUCAUCUCCUCCAUUAAAUUGGUCUUCUAUUGAUUGUUGCCGUUGGGAAGGUAUUUCUUGUGAUCAAAACGGUAAGGUCACCCGUAUUUGGUUACCCUCUAGACACCUCAAAGGGAGUGUAUCUCCCUUUCUUGGAAACCUCACAAGGCUCACUCACCUCAAUCUCUCCCACAAUUCAUUUUCGGGAGCCGUCCCUACAGGAUUCUUUUCAUCCUUGAAUCAACUCAAGAUCCUUGAUUUGAGCUACAACUAUCUGGGUGGAGAUAUAUCAUUGAUGUUUUCAUCUAAUGGUUCUUCUACCGGUUGGCCAACCUCCAUUCAAAUACUUGACAUGUCAAGCAAUAACUUCAAUGGGAUGAUGCAAUCUUCAUUCCUUCUACGGGCAUGGAACUUGAUCAAGCUCAAUGUUAGCAACAACAGUUUCACGGGUCCUAUUCCUUCCUCUCUUUGCAUCAAUUCUCCGUUUGUGAGGCUCCUUGAUUUCUCUCAUAAUCAUUAUAGUGGCCAAAUUCCUAAUGGACUUGGAGGAUGUUCUGAACUAGAAGUUCUUCGAGCAGGUUUUAACUCUCUCUCUAGAGUGCUCCCUCAUGAUAUACAUAAUGCGACAAGGUUGGAAGAAAUAUCUUUACCUUCAAAUUAUCUUUCAGGACCCAUUAGCAAUGACGUUGUGAACCUUACUAAACUCACCAACCUUGAGUUAUAUGGAAAUAAUUUUAGCGGUAAAUUGCCUGUCAAUAUCGGAAAUCUCUCCAAAUUAAAGUAUCUACUCCUUCAUAUGAACUUCUUAACAGGUUCUUUGCCUCCAUCUUUGAUGAAUUGUACUAAUCUCUCAAAAUUGAAUCUAUGGUUCAAUUUUUUUGAAGGAAAUAUCUCCACCUAUAAUUUCUCUAGUCUUCAUCAACUUUCUAUACUUGACAUAGGCAGAAAUAACUUCACAGGUAGCUUGCCAGUAAGCCUUUACUCAUGCAAGUCCCUAAGGGCUAUUCGACUUUCUCGAAAUCAACUAGAGGGACAAAUCCUGCCUGAGGUACUUCAAUUGAAAUUCUUAUCUUUCCUUUCCCUUGGUCACAAUAGGCUAACCAAUAUCACGGGGGCAAUCCAGAUUUUGUUGCAUUGCAAGAAUCUCAACAUAAUCUUCCUAGAAGGAAACUUUCUGCACGAGAAAAUGCCAGGUGAUGACCUUGUGGUUGGUUUUGAUGGAUUCAAAAAUCUUCGAGCUUUAAAUCUUGCUGAUUCCCAACUAACUGGUCAAUUGCCUAUAUGGUUAUCUAAGCUUAGGAAUCUAGAAACCCUAGAUCUAAGUUUCAAUCGUAUCACAGGUUCAAUUCCUGAUUGGUUGUCAACUCUUCCGAGACUUUUCCGUUUAGACUUAUCUAAUAACCUCAUUUCAGGUGAAUUCCCAAAGGAAUUUUGUUUAUUUCCAGCUCUAAUAUCUCCAAAGGCUCCAAGAGACGAUAUUUAUUUGUAUUUGCCAAUUUUUAUCAUUAAAAAUGGUGCACUUCUUCAGUACAAUUCUCUCUCAAACCUGCAACCAAAAAUAUACAUUUCAAACAACAAUCUUAGUGGCAAUAUCCCUAUUGAGAUUGGACGUUUGAAGCAGCUUCAUAUGCUAGGUCUUAGUCAUAACAACCUCUCAGGCAACAUUCCAAACCAAAUAUCUGAACUCACAAACCUAGAAAUACUAGACCUAUCUAGAAAUCAAUUGUUAGGAGAAAUACCAGCAUCCCUGACUAGUAUGCAUUUCUUGUCUAAUUUUAGCGUUGCAAACAAUAAUCUCCAAGGACCAAUACCUUCAAGCACUCAACUCCAGAGCUUUGAAGCCUCGGCAUAUGAGGGCAAUCCUAGACUUUGUGGUCCACCACUUCCAAAUGGGUGUGUUGAUAUUGUUAGCAGCAAGGUUGACAAGGACAUUCAAGAUGAUGAAAAUUGGCUUGGAAUGCCAUGGUUUCUGGUUAGUGUGGUUCUUGGCUUCUUUACAGGCUUUUGGGGAGUCUUGGGUUCUUUACUUUGUAACUACAAUUGGAGAGUCGCUUAUUUCCAAUUCCUUGACAAUGUAAAAAAGAGGCUCUAUGUCACACUAGGAAUGUGUUUCACUGGAUUGCACAUAAGGUUAUGA